This is a messenger RNA of Aspergillus clavatus NRRL 1, 1476 nucleotides long. RefSeq names its product putative ubiquitin C-terminal hydrolase Ubp8. Lineage: Eukaryota; Fungi; Ascomycota; Eurotiomycetes; Eurotiales; Aspergillaceae. Gene Ontology annotation, biological process: protein deubiquitination. The transcript is spliced from 7 exons. The record is from RefSeq and is a predicted model, not a curated record. Gene Ontology annotation, molecular function: cysteine-type deubiquitinase activity. The coding region runs from base 1 to 1476 and encodes 491 amino acids.
AUGGCGAGCAUCACUUCAGUGUCCCUCCUUUCGGAGGCUGAGUUCGGUUGUGAACACCUUGCUUCAAUAUUAGCGCAGGAUGGCAACACUGCCAACCAAUUCAAAAGUUCUUUCAUCAAGACUCACAAGGCCUUGGCACCCCAGCGUAUCGCCACAGAAGAUUUGGCGAAACAGAAAGGAGGCCUGCGCCCUGCGUCUCUACUAAGACCAAAGUAUACUUGCUUGACAUGCUCUGAAGCGUGUGUUCCUGCCAAGCGUGAAACUCAUACCGGAGAGACGGGACACCAAUUUUAUAUGGAAUCGAGAGGUCGUGCUUUGUUCUGCCAGAGUUGCCGUGAUCUUGUCUAUGAUCAUGACCUGGAGCGCCUCCGUUCGUCAUCUCAAAAUGGCACAGUACAAGAAAUCAGAAGGCGCAGGUUUAGCGAAAACUCAUCUGACGAACAAUAUGUCAAAAUUAACGCCAACAAGCGCCCCUGUGCCAAACAAGGAGUCAGGGGGUUGUAUAAUCUUGGACAAACGUGCUACCUCAACGUCAUAUUGCAAACCCUGCUCCACGACCCAAUCCUGAAUACUUAUUUUCUGGGCAGUGGUCACCAGUCGCAUGAUUGUAACGCCCCUGACUGCAUAGGCUGUGCAGUUGCAGAGGCCUUUGCAGAUUUCAACAGCAGUGAUAAGGCAGAAGGAUUCGCUGCCUUGAAUCUUCUCCUAGCAUCAUGGCGUGCAAGUCCUACUUUGGCGGGAUAUCAUCAGCAGGAUGCGCACGAAUAUUACCAAUUCCUUGUCGACAAGCUACAUGCAAGUACUGAAGGACAUGUGGAGGAUCAUGAUCAAGCCUGCUCCUGCUUCUUUCACAAGACAUUCUAUGGCAAGCUUCGUAGCAGUGUAACCUGCGAUAAGUGCGGCAAUGUGACAAAAACAGAAGAUCCCAUGGUGGAUUUGAGUUUGGACGUCCAAGUGCAGGCAAAGAAACGAGCGAUGGGUGGCGGUGUUGGUCCUUCAGCCACACCCACGCUCAACGGCUGCUUGGAGAGCUUCACAUCCCCAGAGAAGCUCAUGGCAGGCGUAUAUAACUGCAGUGGAUGUGGUAACACACCUCAGAAAGCAACAAAACAAUUGCGAAUCAAAAAGCUUCCCGCAAUUCUCUGCAUGCAGUUGAAGCGCUUCGAACACAGCUUAGCUGUGUCUGAGAAGGUUGAAGGCAGAGUCGAUUUUCCACUGUCCAUCAACAUGCUUCCUUACACAACCAACCCAAACAGUAAGGUUGACAAAUCCAAGUACAUAUAUGAUCUUUCGUCCGCUGUCGUCCACAAAGGCAAGUUGGAUGCAGGUCAUUACUAUGUCUACUGCAAGCAGGGUGAUCAGUGGGUGCUGUUUAACGAUGACCAGGUCACUGCAGUAGCCGAGGCGGAUGUUCUAAACGCCGAUGCUUAUCUUUUGUUUUACAGCCUAAGAACGUUUGGUUCUGGAUUGCAGUAG